Molecule: messenger RNA, 1810 nt
Organism: Xenia sp. Carnegie-2017
Lineage: Eukaryota; Metazoa; Cnidaria; Anthozoa; Malacalcyonacea; Xeniidae
Exons: 4
Coding region: 440-937 (165 amino acids)
Biological process (GO): axon guidance; homophilic cell-cell adhesion; dendrite self-avoidance
Cellular component (GO): axon; plasma membrane
Molecular function (GO): cell-cell adhesion mediator activity
Source: RefSeq, a predicted model, not a curated record
UGCGUGGGUGUCUGGUUAGAGCUUUGAAAUCGUAUCAACGAAGAUCUUCGUGGCUUAAAAAUGUUAAAAUUAAUAUUUCUUUGGAUAGUUGUUGUGUUCAAUUUACAAGUUUGUAAAGGAAGUCGCUGCCCAUCUGACUGGAUAGAACUAGAGUCAUCUUGCUACUAUUUCAGUGCAAAUGUAACAAACUGGCUUGAAGCUAGAAGAAUUUGUCAACUGAAAGGUGGAGAUCUCGCUGUUCCAAAAAGUGAUGCUGAAAAUACAGCCAUUUUCGAUGUUGUACAAAGAAAAUGGAUAUAUAGGCCUUAUAUUGGUUUAUUUCGCAAUGAAAGGGAUAAAGAAUUUUACACAGUCCAAAACGUCAAACCUAAUUUCACAAAUUGGCAUCCUGACAACCUGAUAACAGCGUGGUGUAGAGGAUUGUGUGCAUUAUUGGUACAUGAGUACAAGCGAGUGGAAUGACAUUUCAUGCGGUAAUUUCUACCAAUUUAUUUGUCAAGGUGAACAAAGAAAGAUCAAAUACGAACCUGUCAACAUAGAAAUGACUCUUGAAAGGGUAGAUGAUAAAGCAAAAUUGAGCUGCACUGCUGAAGGAAAUCCACAACCAAAGUUUGAAAUAUUUCUUAAUGGUUCAAUAAAAGUUGCUAAUGGAUCAACACAUGUCAUUGAUAAAGUCAAUUCAAACAAUGUUGGUUUGUACAGUUGCCAGGCAACGAAUAUUUAUGGUAGCAUGACAUCAUCAAAAAUACGUCUUACAGUUGAUGGCGAAAAAGAGAGAAUUACGAAAGCCAAAACGGAAUGGUACAGCAUCGUUGUAACUUUGAUAUCUGGAAUAAUCAUUGGAGCUCUGGUCUCAUUUUUUAUAUUUUUACGAUAUCGUCAACGUUUGUUAAGUAGAAGUCACAAAAAGUCUCAGUCACCGUCUGAAGAGAGAUGAAUUCUGCUGAUAAAUCUUAUCAUGGAUUGGAUUUAUCAUCAAUGAAUAAAGAAGAUGAUUAUGAAUCAUUGAGGCCAAAGGAUGACACAAUUGACAUAACGUAUCAAGGACUGGACAUUUCAAAAAUGAACAAAGAGGAUGAUUAUGAAUCGUUGAAAAAGAAUGACGAAUCUGAACACGAUGACGACAAAGAAAGAGGAGACUAUGUCAACACUCAGCAGUAAUUUGUUCUCGAUAAGAAUUCGGUCGAGUGUUGACAUAGCCGAUAAGAAUUUUAAAACGAGUUUGUAAAAAACAAUACAAUUUUAGUCUAAAUAUUAAGCAACAUUGGCCAUUUUACAACGCAAAUUUCUUCAAACUAAAAAUAAAAAAUAAAUAUGUUACUUACAUUUUAGGUCGGUUCGUACUCGGCCUCGUGAAAAUAUAUUUUUCCGUAAGGACCACCCAGGCUGUAAAUAACAUAUAUAUUUUAUAUUGUUUUAAAAAUAAUAAUCAUAAGCAACUUCUUAGAAGCACUUUUAAUUAAAUAAAUACGCCUAAACUCAACAGAAGUCGUGGAUCUUAUCGUAAUAAAUUAUCAGUUUUCUAAAUAUAAAUCAUCCGUAAGUGUUAAGAUUUACUGCUUCUUUAAAUAAGUAACUAUUACUUUCCGCUUCCGUUGUAAGUACUGUUUGUGUUUAUUUAAAAUAACAUUCUUGUUAAAUAAAUUAGUCAUCGCUGACCAUAUACCAAAUAUGGUAAUAUGAACAAAAACGCUCAUUGUACGUAUAUAUAUUAUAUAUAUUUAUAUCGUAGAGCUAAUGUGUAGAGCUAUCUUGUAAAACUCGUGUUUCUUUGUUAAGCAAAAUAAAUCGUUCUGAAGUAUUCUCAAUA